AUGUCAUCACAACGCUUCUACCUGUUGGGUGAAGACCCUUCAGCCACAACAGAGAUCGAGAUCCCCGCCUCGACAGACGAGGAGGGCCUCCAGCAUCUCGCCGCCUCUCACUUUGCCGUCGUCGACCACAAGGGCAUCGGCUUCGUCUCCGGAGAUGAGGCUCUGACAACCGUCGCCGACGUUCUCGCCGCCGAGGGCCCCGUCGCCCUCUCCAUCGACGGCCACGCCGUCCGCGAGGUCCCCGGCCCGGCCGGCCUGCCCUUCAUCGGCAACUACUUCGAGGUCUACCCCGACCACCUCGGCAACCACCAGCGCCUCUUCGAGCGCUACGGCCCCUUCAUCAAGACAAACAACAUGGGCUCCGUCAUCUACCACACAAACGACCCCAAGCUCGCCAACAUCGUCUUCUCCGAGUCCGACUUCUUCACAAAGAACAUCAUCCCCGGCCACCCCCUCUACCCCAUCAAGAACCAGGAGUCCGGCGUCUUCCUCGGCGACACCGACACCCCCGAGUGGAAGAUCGCCCACAAGUUCCUCCCGCCCGCCUUCGGCCCCAAGGCCGUCCGCCACUACGCCCCGACCAUGCAGGCCACCGUCGAGGACGCCUUCAAGGUGUUCGACGAGCUCGACGACAAGGACGAGGCCUGGAACGUCUACCCCUACAUGCUCAAGCUCGGCUCCCAGGCCGUCGGCAAGCUCGUCCUCGGCAUGGACUUCAAGCAUUUUACGGCCGUCGACGCCCCGCCCCACGAGAUGGUCAUCCGCAUCGCCCAGUCCCUCGAGCUCAACAAGAAGAUCACCUCCAUGGGCUCCUGGUACGCCAAGCUGCCCUUCGGCGACCCCCAGCGCCUGCGCGACGCCCGCGGCCGCAUCAUCGACAUGAUGAACGAGUCCAUCGCCGCCGCCUCCCGCGGCGGCACCGCCAACCUCGAGCUGCAGGAGGCCGCCCUCAACGCCGACAACAUGGUCGACUACGUCCUCCGCGCCGCCGACCGCGACGGCAACAAGCUGCCCCAGGACCGCAUCAUGGAGCCCCUCGUCGUCGCCACCGGCGCCGGCUUCACCACCACCUCGUCCCUGCUCUCCUGGCUGCUCUACGGCCUCGUCGCCUACCCCGGCAUGCAGGAGCGCCUCCUCCAGGAGCUCAUCGACAACGGCUUCGACGAGGACACGCAGAUCACCGCCGAGCUGACGCAGAAGCUCACCUUCCUCGACAAGUACAUCAAGGAGACGCAGCGCAAGCACAACCCGUCCUACCAGCCCGCGCGCACCUCCAAGGUCGACAUGAUCCUGCCCGGGGGUUACAAGUUGCCCAAGGACAGCAUCGUCAUCCCGGCGAUCCACCACAUCCACAACAACACGCUCGUGUGGGACAACCCGGCGCGCUUCGACCCGGACCGCUGGGACACGGAGCAGGUCAAGAACCGGCCCAACGCGAGCUACAUCCCCUUCGCGACGGGCCCGCGCAUGUGCAUCGGCUUCAACUUUGCGCUGCAGGAGGUCAAGGUCUUCCUGCCCAAGCUGGUCUACCGCUACAAGUUCAGCCUCGCGCAGGACAGCGCUGUGGAGUACGACCCCAUGUUCCAGCUCAUCCGCCCCAACAACCUGUACGUGCGCGCCGAGAGGAGAGUCAAGUGGCCCCCCAGGAGCGACGCUUAG
Messenger RNA from Colletotrichum chrysophilum, 1659 nucleotides. RefSeq lists its product as uncharacterized. The coding region runs from base 1 to 1659 and encodes 552 amino acids. The transcript is spliced from 2 exons. The record is from RefSeq and is a predicted model, not a curated record. Lineage: Eukaryota; Fungi; Ascomycota; Sordariomycetes; Glomerellales; Glomerellaceae. Gene Ontology annotation, molecular function: oxidoreductase activity, acting on paired donors, with incorporation or reduction of molecular oxygen; iron ion binding; monooxygenase activity.